AUGCCUCCCAAAAAAGCAGCCGAAGAGGUGAAAAACAAUGUCGCGGCUUUCGGGCGUGUGAGGAAGAACCUCAAGAUGGGAUCUGUGGGCUUGCCGAAUGUGGGAAAGAGUUCUCUGUUCAAUUUGUUGACCGAGAAGACGAACCCGGCGGAGAACUAUCCUUUCUGUACUAUUGAUCCUGAUGAGGCGAGGUGUGCGGUGCCGGAUGAGAGAUAUGACUUCCUCUGCGAUCUCUGGAAACCACCCUCCAUGUACCCAGCUUACCUGCAAGUUACCGACAUCGCAGGCCUCAUCCGAGGAGCGCACAAAGGCGAAGGAUUGGGCAACGCAUUCUUAUCACACAUCCAAGCUGUGGAUGGAAUGUAUCACAUUGUUCGAGCCUUCGCCAAUGACGAGGUUCUGCAUGUGGAUGAUAGCAUUGACCCUGUCAGGGACUUGAACACGAUUCAGAGCGAGCUUUGCAAGAAGGAUUUAGACAUUUUGGCGAAGACGGUCAUUGCUGAAGAAGCCGUUGUGAGGAAAGCGGGUGGAAAGUUUAAGAUGAACCCGCUGUUUCCUAGUACUAUGCUCGAGAAAGACCAACCAGUCCGGGACGGAACAUGGACUAGCGGAGAAAUCGAACUUAUCAACGAGAAGAUGCAACUCAUAACCACCAAGCCAACAAUCUACCUGGUAAACCUCACAAUGAAAGACUACCUCCGUCAAAAAAGCAAAUACCUCCCACCCAUCGCUAAAUGGGUCACGGAGCAUGGAGGACUUCCCAGAGAUAUCGUCCCCUUCUCUAUCGAAUUUGAGGAGAAGGUUCACAAGAUGAGGGACGAGCCUGCGAAACUCGAGGAGUUUUUUAAGGAGAGUAAGAAAAGUCGCUUUGAAAAGAUUGUGACGGAAGGGUUCACGAAGUUGGGAUUGCAGUAUUACUUUACUGCUGGUGAGAAGGAGAUUAGAUGUUGGACCAUUCAAAAAGGCUGUCUGGCACCGCAGGCUGCUGGGGUGAUUCACAACGAUUUUGAGAAAGGUUUCAUCAAGGCGGAAGUUGUUGCUUAUGCUGAUUUCAAGUCUUUAUGUGAAGGAGGGAAGAGUAUGGCGCCGUUCAAGGCAGUUGGGAAGUAUCGACAGGAGGGAAAGACUUAUGUUGUUCAAGAUGGGGAUAUUAUCCAUUUUCAGUUCAAUGUCGCCCCAAAGAAAUAG
Messenger RNA from Mollisia scopiformis, 1188 nucleotides. RefSeq names its product GTP-binding protein YchF. The coding region runs from base 1 to 1188 and encodes 395 amino acids. Gene Ontology annotation, cellular component: cytoplasm. Lineage: Eukaryota; Fungi; Ascomycota; Leotiomycetes; Helotiales; Mollisiaceae. The transcript has 10 exons. The record is from RefSeq and is a predicted model, not a curated record. Gene Ontology annotation, molecular function: ATP hydrolysis activity; ATP binding; GTP binding.